Mesoplodon densirostris (Blainville's beaked whale) is the source of this 1152-nucleotide messenger RNA. It is a transcript of the gene PDZD11, whose product is annotated as PDZ domain containing 11. Gene Ontology annotation, cellular component: basolateral plasma membrane; cell-cell junction; synapse. Bases 127 to 549 code for a protein of 140 amino acids. Gene Ontology annotation, biological process: neurotransmitter secretion; protein localization to basolateral plasma membrane; maintenance of epithelial cell apical/basal polarity. Gene Ontology annotation, molecular function: protein binding. NCBI's taxonomy places the organism in Eukaryota, Metazoa, Chordata, Mammalia, Artiodactyla, Ziphiidae. The transcript has 7 exons. The record is from RefSeq and is a predicted model, not a curated record.
UUCCGGGUCCCAGGCUGAAUUGAUGGUGAGAGGAGUACGGCGCUCCUGGGGCCUGCCGGCGGGAGAGGUGGUACGACGAUUUUUUUUUACAGCGCCGUGGGCGCAGGACUCAGGGCCUUGCUGGAGAUGGACAGCCGGAUUCCUUAUGAUGACUACCCGGUGGUUUUCCUGCCUGCCUAUGAGAAUCCCCCAGCAUGGAUUCCUCCUCAUGAGAGGGUAUACCACCCAGACUACAACAAUGAGUUGACCCAGUUUCUGCCCCGUAUCAUCACACUGAAGAAGCCCCCUGGAGCUCAGUUGGGAUUUAACAUCCGAGGAGGAAAGGCCUCCCAGCUAGGCAUCUUCAUCUCCAAGGUGAUUCCGGACUCUGAUGCACAUCGAGCAGGACUUCAGGAAGGGGACCAAGUCCUAGCUGUGAAUGAUGUGGAUUUCCAAGAUAUUGAGCACAGCAAGGCUGUUGAGAUCCUGAAGACAGCUCGAGAAAUCAGCAUGCGUGUCCGCUUCUUUCCCUAUAAUUAUCACCGCCAGAAAGAGAGGACUGUGCACUAGAGAGUUGCAACCCACAGCCCUCCACAUGGAAUCUUCUAGGACGAGCUAGCUAGGCCUCAGGGAAGCCACUUGGGAAACUCUACUCUCAGCCCCACCCUGGCAGAGUGGAGUAGGGAGGAUGGGGAGACAGCGAGGCCCUGCCCUGAGCCAGCUGGCCAACUGCAUUAUCCCACCUGUACUGCACUUUGAGUUCCCUAGUUUUCUAGGUGGGCUUCAUUCCCUGGAAGGAGAAGGAUGAUGCUGUCUAGGUAUCGCUUAGCCUGUGGAGAACCCUGCUAGAGAAGGCAACUGACGUUUAUUGAAUACCAUGUGCGAGGCAGUUCCACAUAUGUCGUGUCAUUUUCAUUAACGUCUACAAAUCUUGGGGGCCUCCCACCUAAUCUGCCUGGCCAUCUCAUCCCAUCCUUAUGCUACCAGUCAUACACUUUGGAGAUUCCAGUGGAACCCCAUUUUCCCCCACUCCCUCGUUCUAUCUUCUCCCUCCAAAAAAGUAAAACAAUGCUGAGGAAAUGUUGCUUGACACUGAUUUGGAUGAUACUGGUUGGGUGUUAAAUGCCUUCGAGAUAAAAAUAAAAGCUCUUCCAAAGAGAGGAGCCACUAGAA